AUGGUUAAUAGUUUAUAUGAGAGCAAAAAGUUAACACAAGCACUUGGUUUACCUGUGGAAUUGAUUGACACUUGUAGGUCUGGAUGUAUGAUAUAUUGGAGGGGAGACAAAGAUCUUGAUUGGUGCAAGUUUUGCAACGCACUAAGGUACAAAAAGUCAAGAAGUUCAUCUACACGUUCGCGUAUACCUUUCAAGAGAAUGCAUUAUUUUCCUUUGACUCCAAGGUUGAAAAGAUUGUAUGCUUCACAAGCAACUGCCGCCUCCAUGCGAUGGCAUGCUAAAAAUCAUGGUCAAGAUAUCGGGGUAAUGUGUCAUCCAUCUGAUUCUGAAGAUUGGAAGCAAUUUGAUAUUAGUUAUCCUGUAUUUGCAGCCGAACGACGUAAUGUUAGAUUAGCCCUAUGUACUAAUGGGUUUCAACCACAUGGAGCUUCAGGAAAACAAUAUUCAUCUUGGCCUAUUAUUAUAACACCUUAUAAUUUGCCACCAUCUAUGUGUAUGAAAGAGCCUUACAUGUUUUUGACUGCAAUUGUGCCUGGACCCGCGAACCCUAAGCAAAAAUUAGAUGUCUUUCUUCAACCGGUUGUUGCAGAACUGAAGCAGUUAUGGGAAGAAGGUGUCUUAACUUAUGAUGUUUCUUUGAGACAAAAUUUUCAAUUAAGAGCUACUUUGAUGUGGACAAUUAGCGAUUUUCCGGCAUAUGGAAUGUUAUCAGGAUGGACAACGGCUGGGAAGCUAGCAUGUCCGCAUUAUGGGAAACAUACACAAGCUUUUAGGCUUCAAAAUGAAAAGAUAAAGUUCAUCAAGAAUCGUGUAGAGAAAAAAGGUCCUCCUCCAAGUAUGAAUGGUGAAGAAACCAUAAGGCAAAUUGAAGAACUUGGUCUAUUAAAAGUGACUGAACUUAAUGCGGAGGCAGUAAAUAAAUCAUGUGGCAAAUAUGGUUGGAAAAAAAGAAGCAUAUUUUGGGAUUUACCUUAUUGGAAAACAAACCUCAUUAGACAUAAUUUUGAUGUUAUGCAUAUUGAGAAAAACUUUUUUGAGAAUUUGUUUUACACUGUAAUGGAUGUUAAGAAGAGGACAAAGGACAAUGCAAAUGCGAGAGAUGAUCUGAAACUCUAUUGUAAGAAGAGAAAAGGAGUAAAUCAAAAUCAAAGAGCAUAUUAUGCAUUAGAGAAGAAGCAAAAGAAAGUCAUAUGUGAAUGGGUAGAGAGUUUGAGUUUCCCCGAUGGGUAUGUUUCAAAUUUAGGAAGGUGUGUAGAUUUGAGCUCAUGUAGACUGUUUGGAAUGAAAAGCCAUGAUUGCCAUGUUUUUAUGCAAAGAUUGUUACCGGUUGCAUUUCGUGAGAUGUUGCCAAAAAAUGUGUGGGAAGCAGUUACUGAGUUGAGUCUUUUCUUCAAAAGCUUAACUUCAAAGAUAAUUACUACCAAAGACAUGGAAAGGAUUGAAGCUGAGAUCCCAAUAAUUCUUUGUAAGUUAGAGAUUAUCUUUUUCCCUUGA
Lactuca sativa (garden lettuce) is the source of this 1494-nucleotide messenger RNA. Lineage: Eukaryota; Viridiplantae; Streptophyta; Magnoliopsida; Asterales; Asteraceae. The record is from RefSeq and is a predicted model, not a curated record.